This is a messenger RNA of Eurytemora carolleeae, 1573 nucleotides long. RefSeq names its product protein LSM12 homolog B. Lineage: Eukaryota; Metazoa; Arthropoda; Copepoda; Calanoida; Temoridae. The record is from RefSeq and is a predicted model, not a curated record.
AUUGAAUGAUAGUGUGAAUAAAGAUCUGUUGUUGGCUAGAGUAGAGAAGUUAGGAGUUCAGGAGGAGGACCUGGAGUCCCCACAUGUACUACGCAAACUAGCGGUCAGUCUACGCAGGAUAAAACGAUGGCAGCCAGGAGAGAUGAGAUGGGAGACCAAACCUUCAGUCCCUGUACAACCAAUCUAAAAAUUAUAUUUGAGACUAAACCUUCAGUCCCUAUACAACCAAUCUAAAAAUUAUAUUUGAGACUAAAACUUCAGUUCCUGUACAACCAAUCUAAAAAUUAGAUUUUAGACUAAACCUUCAGUUCCUGUACAACCAAUCGAAAAAUUAUAUUUGAGACUAAAACUUCAGUUCCUGUACAACCAAUCUAAAAAUUAGAUUUUAGACUAAAACUUCAGUCCCUGUACAACCAAUCUAAAACUUAGAUUUUAGACUAAACCUUUAGUCCCUGUACAACCAAUCUAAAGAUGAUAUUUGAGAUUAAAUCUUUAGUCCCGGUUAAAACAAUUUAUGGAUGAGAUAUAGGACUGAAACUCCAGUCUCAUUUGAACCAAUUUAUGGAUGAGAUGUAGGACAGAAACUUCAGUCUCAGUUCUCCCAAUUUGAUAAGAUGUAAGAUUGAGCCAUUAGUUCCAGUUCUCCGAUACAUUAAACCCUGUUAUGUUUGUCUCCAUAGACUCUUGAUACUAUUAAUCUGUGAUAACACUCUUAAGGGAGUUAAACAUAUUUAUUUUUCAGAAGGUCGUCCAAUGAUAAGCAUGACGACAGACCUUGGUAUUGAAAUGUUCAGCAUUGGAAGCCACAUAGCUUGUAAAAUUUUUUCUAAUCAGGAAGUUGAAGGAGAGAUAAUUGCUUACGACCAGCAUAGAAAGGCUCUGAUCAUCAAGACGGAGUCCAUCAAUAGAUCCAAUCUUAAUAACCUUCAGAUCAUCAACCUCGACUUUGUUUCAGACGUCAAGGUAAAGAAAGAGUGUACUUCUACCAUCGCGCCCCCGCCUUCUCUCAACGUUCAACGAUUGGAGGAUCGAGCUGACGAGCAGAUAAGACUUAAACGUCAGCUCGUCGCUGCGCUCAAGGCCGGGGUAUCCCCUGACGGUCAGCGCCUCUUCACCGCUAUCAAGAAGACGAUUGAAGAAGUGUCCUGGCGGAACGAGGAUAUUAUUGUGAUGGAUAAAGUUUGUGUGAGCAAACCUUAUAAUCCUGACUGUGUCAAGCCAUUGAAUGAGAAGGUUGAGGAGAAAAAGGCUAUUGAGCAUGUUCGGAAGAUUGUGGAGAAGUAUAUUCAAGAUAAAGAGGAGAAACCGGCGUCAAGGGGAAACUGAUUCCUUGCCUUUUUCCAGUAUGUCAGAUAGAGAGAGAGUGAACAAAAAUUUUUACUUUUCAAACGUUUUGUUAGAUCUUGGUAUGAAAAUAAGAAUAAUUGAUAAAGCAUUUGUUUCAUUUCUCCACAAUCCACAGUUGGUAUUUGUCUGUGAUAUUGUAGGAUUUAUUACAGAUCUGUUCAAACACCUUUAACUUAUUUUAUGCGUAUUUAAGAGUCAACAAUGUAAUAAAAAUUCUUUUUUCUUA